Messenger RNA from Cynocephalus volans (Philippine flying lemur), 1919 nucleotides. RefSeq names its product hydroxycarboxylic acid receptor 2 (gene HCAR2). Bases 1 to 1092 code for a protein of 363 amino acids. NCBI's taxonomy places the organism in Eukaryota, Metazoa, Chordata, Mammalia, Dermoptera, Cynocephalidae. The record is from RefSeq and is a predicted model, not a curated record. Gene Ontology annotation, biological process: G protein-coupled receptor signaling pathway. Gene Ontology annotation, molecular function: nicotinic acid receptor activity. Gene Ontology annotation, cellular component: plasma membrane. The transcript has a single exon.
AUGAACCGGCACCACCCGCAGAAUCAUUUUCUGGAAAUAAACAACAAGAACUGCUGUGUGUUCCGAGAUAACUUCAUUGCCAAUGUAUUGCCACCGGUGUUGGGGCUGGAGUUUGUGUUCGGACUUCUGGGCAAUGGCCUUGCCCUAUGGAUUUUCUGCUUCCACCUCAAGUCCUGGAAGUCCAGCCGGAUUUUCCUGUUCAACCUGGCCGUGGCUGACUUUCUCCUGAUCAUCUGCCUACCGUUCCUGACAGACAACUAUGUGAGGAAGUGGGACUGGAAGUUUGGGGAGAUCCCUUGCCGGCUGAUGCUGUUCAUGCUGGCCAUGAACCGCCAGGGCAGCAUCAUCUUCCUCACGGUGGUGGCCGUGGACAGGUAUUUCCGGGUGGUCCAUCCCCACCAUGCUCUGAACAAGAUCUCCAAUCGUACCGCAGCCAUCAUCUCUUGCUUCUUAUGGGCUGUCACCAUUGGCCUGACAGUUCACCUCCUACAGAAAAAGAUGUUGACCCAGAAUGGCUCUGCGAAUUUGUGCAGCAGUUUUAGUAUCUGCUAUACCUUCAGGUGGCAUGAUGCCAUGUUCCUCCUGGAGUUCUUCUUGCCCCUGGGCAUCAUCCUGUUCUGCUCAGCCAGAAUCAUCUGGAGCCUGCGACAGAGACAAAUGGACAGGCAUGCCAAGAUCAAGAGAGCCAUCAACUUUAUCAUGGUGGUGGCCAUUGUCUUUGUCAUCUGCUUCCUGCCCAGCGUGGCUGUGCGGAUACGCAUUUUCUGGCUCCUGCACACUUCGGGCACGCAGAAUUGUGAUCUGUAUCGCUCGGUUGAUCUGGCGUUCUUUCUCACCCUCAGCUUCACCUACAUGAAUAGCAUGCUGGACCCCUUGGUGUAUUACUUCUCCAGCCCAUCCUUUCCCAACUUCUUCUCCAUGCUGGUCAAUCGCUGCCUCCGGAGGAAGACAGCAGGUGAGCUGGAUAAUAACCAGAGCACAAGCGUCGAGCUCACAGGGAACGUGCCUACUACCAGAAAUGGUCCAGAUGCUUUAAUGGCCAACCCCGGAGAGCCAUGCAGCCCCUCUUAUCUGGCCCCAACCUCUUGUUAAAUAACCAGACCAAAAGGAGGGAUUGUCACCAAGAACUGAGAUCUCUGGAGAAACAGUUCGGCUGUUGCACAGAGUAGCAUCAUUGGACUUGGCCUGAGGUUUCCUGGAACUUCCAGAUUUGGAAACUCAGAUUCAGCAAAAUGGUGUGGCAGAGUGGGUGACUUGGUUACAAGUUGUGACCACAGAAAUCUCAGGGGGAUGGAGAGGAAAACUUCUAGGCGUCUGAAACUUCUGCUUAAUCUCUGACGCUUUCGGGACUGAAGAAGGGCAGAUUGUCGACGUCUCUGUUGAGCAAACUUGGGGCUGCAGAGCCGCCCAUCUGUACCUGUGACUCAUUGGCCUCCUUCCUUCACCUGCCUGAGACUUGGAUGGUUGUCAGCUCCGGGGGCGAUACCUAGCCUGUGUGUGGGCUCCAGCAGGGAUAAGCAGAGCAGAGAAACUGGAGGGGAGUUAUGUUGCUACCGGAGGGAACCCAGGUAUUAUUAAGCAAGUCUGUAGAUCACCUGGGUUCCGUGGGACCAACGUAUCUAUCAGCCAAUCUUUAGCAGAAAUGUACAAAGCAAGGAGACUCAUAAACUUUGGUUAGUAUCUGAGUUUCCAGUGGUGGUAAGAAGGGGAUUAGCCCCAGGAGAGACUGAGCUAAACAGUGUUACUAAGAGAAAGGAAAUGGCAUUUGUGCUCCAAUCAGCGACUACUGAGACUAAUGCCUAAUGCGAUUCUCGCUCUUGUUUACACUGAUUUGAGGGUUGAGCAGUUAAAAAGGCUUCAGGGAAGGAAGCUGCUUCCCACCUCUGUUUGCUUUUAUCAUUAAAAGGGAAAUAUCCUGU